AUGAAUGUAAUAAUCAAUCAGUACAAGCAGUGCCUUGUUGACAUAAGCGGUGCAGUAAAAGACGACGUCAAACUAUACAUUGCAAGCUUGCUGGAAGAUGUUGGUAACAAGUCGUUCGAAGAGCAAUCUGGCCUCACUCUCAGUAACUGUAGCAACGUCAAUAUUGCUACUGUCAACUACGGAACUCAAGUGGUGGGUAAUCACAGUAACAAGAAAAGAAAAAUAUUUGAAGAAUCUGCUUCGCCUUUGUCUUCAACAUCUUUGGCAUCUUCACCUUUACAAACAUCACCAGCAGAUUUGGCGCCAACAGAAAAAACCUUUGCAUAUUUUUACGACGAAUUUGAAAGUGAGGAAGAAAUAGAAAUAGUUGUGGAAGAAGAUGUAAAGUUAGAGAAAUUGAAUGUUGUACAAAUCGGAAGAAAUAUCGGCUCCGAGCUAACAAGGAAAUAUUAUCCGAAGAACUUGAUUGACAAGACAGAAAUGAUUACCAAAGAAAUCCCUGACUCCUUUGUGAAAGACCAAGAUUUUUAUAACAGAAUUUUCGAUACAAUAACACUUGCCAAAGAACAAUCUUCGAAUGAGUUACUAGCGGAAGUAUAUUUCUCAGUUUUUAAAUCAAAUGAGCCUUUCAUGAAAUUCUUUCAUGUUGUUGUUCAUCAUUGUGAUGUUUCUGGAAUGUUCAUCGAAGAUAGUGAUAUUUACAAGCUUGAAACAUGCUAUAAUUAUCGAAUCAUAUGGCCGAUAAUCGACCAUUUAUCAAAAUCAAUUGAAACCACCAGAUUUCAGCCUGGAGAAGUUAGAUUGCAGGCCGUGUGUGAUGAAUUGAAGUUGGUACACAAAGGUAGUAGUUCUUACUACAAUGCUGAUGGUGUCAUUAUCAACGACAAACAUAGUAUAGAAAUUGCCAUUGUUGAAACUACAGGUCCCUUUCACCUUUCAAACAACCCAAAGGAGACACAUGAUUACAUUAAGGCUGGCUAUGGAUUAAUAUCAAUGCUUCAUUACAUUGGCCGAAAGUUUUCUUAUGGAGACUUUGACAUCUUUAAAAGAAUUGGUGUAUUCUUUGUUCAAAAAAUGAUUAUAGAAACUUAUGAAGCAAUAGACGCUUUAGAAAGUUCCCAUAUCAUCAACAUGAAGAUAAAGACUAGAAAAGCACCUGGUUAUGAAGACAUUAGUGAGAUCCAGAAUAAUUUCAAAAAAAAUACUAUCAUUAAGCUUCCUAAUGUUUAUAUCCAAAAGACAAGUAGGCUUAACAUGAAUAGUUCACCUAAUAGGCCUGAUAAUUAA
Molecule: messenger RNA, 1287 nt
Organism: Mycotypha africana
Lineage: Eukaryota; Fungi; Mucoromycota; Mucoromycetes; Mucorales; Mycotyphaceae
Exons: 7
Coding region: 1-1287 (428 amino acids)
Source: RefSeq, a predicted model, not a curated record